Messenger RNA from Asparagus officinalis (garden asparagus), 1022 nucleotides. Its product is annotated as ethylene-responsive transcription factor RAP2-13-like. The record is from RefSeq and is a predicted model, not a curated record. Gene Ontology annotation, biological process: regulation of DNA-templated transcription. Gene Ontology annotation, molecular function: DNA binding; DNA-binding transcription factor activity. The transcript has a single exon. The coding region runs from base 167 to 775 and encodes 202 amino acids. Lineage: Eukaryota; Viridiplantae; Streptophyta; Magnoliopsida; Asparagales; Asparagaceae.
GAGUCAAAAUCCCAUCUUUGAUCGCUCUUCACGGUCAAAAUCCAAUCUUUUUGGCGUGGAUCAGCCUGAUCUCAGCCAGGUUGGGCCAAUUGGGCUGACCCAAUUGAGCCCGCUUCAGAUCCAGCAGAUCCAAGCUCAGUUCCAGCUCAACCAUCAACACCAGCUCAUGAUCUCAAGAGCCCUUCAAGCUAGAAGUUACAGCAGUGCCCUCGGUGUCAAGCCACAGCCCAUGAAGCUCCAGGCCUCCUCUUUAGCCCCAUCCAAGCCCACAAAGCUCUACAGGGGAGUGAGGCAGAGGCACUGGGGCAAAUGGGUUGCCGAGAUCAGGCUACCGAGGAACAGGACAAGGCUCUGGCUCGGCACCUUUGAUACUGCCGAGGAGGCUGCCUUGGCUUAUGACAUGGCUGCUUACAAAUUGAGGGGGGAUUAUGCGAGAUUGAACUUUCCUAAUUUGAAGCAUUCAGCUGCUGCUGGAGCUCAUUUGCAUUCCUCCGUCGAUGCUAAGCUCCGAGCAAUCUGCCAGAACCUGGAGAAGAAUCCCUCUGGGAAGAAAGAGGUCAAGGGGAAAAAGAAGCCCAAGGAGGCUGUGGUGGCCGAGAGGGACGACUCAUCCUCCUCCUCGUCGUCUUCGACCAUUACCGCAGUGGUGAAUUCUCCGGUCUCGGAGAUUGAAAGCUUGGAUUUCAAUGAGGUGCCUUGGGAUGAGGCUGAGGACUUCGUGUUGAGGAAGUACCCUUCUUAUGAGGUUGAUUGGGAUGCUAUAUUGUCUUGUUAAGUUUAGUACUUGGGUUUGUGCUCUAGUUGGCUGCUGCAAAUGGAAUUUUUGGCAUUUGCGCAGCCUUUUAUUAGACGAGUUUUUAGUGUAAGAUCUCGUGGUCUUCUGCUGGUUAUUUUUUUUCUUGGCAAGGCCAGUGAGGGAGUGUAUUUUCAGUUUCAGUUGUAACUCUCUUGUUGUGGCUUUUGUAAGUAUAUCAGUAUGUUUGUAUUUUGUAGAUUUGAUAUCAAUUUUUGCUCUUAUCGUA